This is a messenger RNA of Choloepus didactylus (southern two-toed sloth), 1402 nucleotides long. RefSeq names its product glycine receptor alpha 3 (gene GLRA3). Gene Ontology annotation, molecular function: glycine binding; extracellularly glycine-gated chloride channel activity; transmembrane signaling receptor activity. Lineage: Eukaryota; Metazoa; Chordata; Mammalia; Pilosa; Megalonychidae. The record is from RefSeq and is a predicted model, not a curated record. Gene Ontology annotation, cellular component: synapse; neuron projection; plasma membrane. Gene Ontology annotation, biological process: signal transduction; nervous system process; regulation of membrane potential. The coding region runs from base 1 to 1395 and encodes 464 amino acids. The transcript has 10 exons.
AUGGCACACGAGAGACACUUUCGGACAUUGGUUUCGGGUUUUUAUUUCUGGGAAGCAGCCCUGUUACUCAGUUUGGUUGCCACAAAGGAAACAGAUAGUGCAAGAUCUCGAAGUACUCCAAUGUCACCUUCUGACUUUCUGGAUAAACUAAUGGGGAGGACAUCAGGAUAUGAUGCGAGAAUCAGACCCAAUUUUAAAGGCCCUCCAGUUAAUGUCACAUGCAACAUAUUUAUAAACAGCUUCGGCUCUAUCACUGAGACGACCAUGGAUUACAGAGUGAAUAUCUUUCUUCGUCAGAAAUGGAACGAUCCCCGCCUGGCAUACAGUGAAUAUCCUGAUGACUCUUUAGACCUGGGUCCUUCUAUGUUAGAUUCCAUUUGGAAACCUGAUUUGUUCUUUGCCAAUGAAAAGGGGGCCAACUUCCAUGAGGUUACAACAGACAACAAAUUGCUAAGAGUUUUCAAAAACGGAAAUGUUCUUUAUUCAAUAAGAUUGACAUUAACACUUUCCUGCCCAAUGGAUCUCAAAAAUUUCCCAAUGGAUGUACAAACAUGUAUAAUGCAACUGGAAAGCUUUGGGUACACAAUGAAUGAUCUCAUUUUUGAAUGGCAAGAUGAGGCACCUGUACAAGUGGCAGAAGGACUCACUUUGCCCCAGUUUCUGUUGAAAGAAGAGAAAGAUUUACGAUACUGCACUAAACAUUACAAUACAGGAAAGUUUACGUGUAUAGAAGUGAGAUUCCAUCUUGAACGACAAAUGGGAUACUAUCUGAUCCAGAUGUACAUUCCCAGUCUCCUGAUCGUUAUUCUCUCCUGGGUUUCAUUCUGGAUCAAUAUGGAUGCGGCACCAGCCAGAGUAGCUUUGGGAAUAACCACUGUGCUGACCAUGACCACACAGAGUUCAGGCUCACGAGCCUCCCUACCAAAGGUUUCAUAUGUCAAAGCGAUUGACAUUUGGAUGGCAGUAUGCCUCCUUUUUGUGUUUUCAGCACUUCUGGAGUAUGCAGCUGUAAAUUUUGUGUCAAGACAACACAAAGAACUUCUGAAAUUUCGGCGGAAGAGAAAGAAUAAGACAGAAGCUUUUGCAUUGGAGAAGUUUUACCGUUUCUCAGACAUGGAUGAUGAGGUAAGGGAAAGUCGUUUCAGCUUCACAGCCUAUGGAAUGGGGCCAUGUCUGCAAGCAAAAGAUGGUGUGACCCCAAAGGGCCCAAACCAUCCUGUCCAGGUAAUGCCAAAAAACCCAGAUGAAAUGAGAAAGGUCUUUAUUGAUCGGGCCAAGAAGAUUGACACCAUCUCCCGGGCAUGCUUCCCAUUAGCCUUUUUGAUUUUUAAUAUUUUCUACUGGGUCAUCUAUAAAAUUCUUAGGCAUGAGGAUAUUCAUCAGCAACAAGAUUAAGUCUCUG